AUGGUACAAUACAGUGUUACUUUGGUCGAGUUGUUCCUAGAAUCUGGAAGUGAGAGAUUCGUUCAACUGAUCAGAAUGACUUCGAAUGGAACGUAUGUGGUACCUCAGAAAGAAAUCAAGUCAAUCUUUGAUAUUACCAAAUGGUGCCAGUCAAAGGCUUAUGCGGGUUAUAUGGAAAUGAUUCAUGAACUGAACGAUUCGGUGAAAGGAAUCCUGACAACUGAAGAUAUUCCAAUUAGUCCGAAUGUUAUGGAGGCCAUCGAUAUUUUAGACGUAGUGCAGCUUAAAUAUGAAUGUGGGCUAUAUAAAGUGAUAAAACUACCUCGGAAUAGUGGAGAUAUAUUUAAGAAGUGGACCUUGGAAUAUCCACCGGAAGAUAUGGGUGAGCAGCGAUUCGGUAAUAAAUCAUAUCGUAAAUGGUAUGAACGCUUGACGCAGGAAGCCGACGAUCUAAUCUACAGUCUGCUUCCGGCAAAUGCGAAAGGAGCGGUCCAGGAAUUGGUGCCGUAUUUGUUGGAUUCGUUCGGGAACGCGACUCGAAUCGAUUAUGGUUCAGGACACGAAGCGUCAUAUUUGGUGUUGAUGUAUUGCCUUCGAAAGUUGGGUGUUUUCUCGAAGGAUGAUAAUCGUGCACUUGUGUUACGCGUUUUUCUGAAAUACUUACGAGUGGUACGUUGUCUUCAAAUAACCUACAGAAUGGAACCGGCUGGAAGUAGAGGCGUUCAUGCUUUAGACGAUUUCCAGUUCAUACCAUUCCUAUGGGGAAGCUCACAGCUGAUUGGCAACAAGAAGCGUCUCAUACCAGAUUCGUAUCUGAAUCCCCAGACGGUCGAACUGAACGCACCAAAGAAUCUUUUCUUUGACGCCGUACAAUAUAUCAAUGAGACAAAGACGGGUCCGUUUCAUGAGCAUUCGAAUCAAUUGUGGAACAUAAGUGCGGUUCAAACAUGGGAGAAAGUCAACUCGGGAAUGUUCAAAAUGUAUGAAGCUGAGGUGCUGAAGAAGUUUCCGGUUGUUCAGCACUUUCUGUUCGGUACGAUAUUCUCAUUCGAACCGGCGAAUGAGAUCAGCGAUCCAAAUUUAUUGCCAUCGCCACCAAAAACGAGCAGUCAAAAUGAUGCAACGACUGAGAGUGCUGUUACUGCUGCUGAGUCGGGUGAUAAACCUUUGGAGGCGAACAACUCGUAA
This is a messenger RNA of Anisakis simplex (herring worm), 1188 nucleotides long. The record is from the annotation of a GenBank genome assembly. NCBI's taxonomy places the organism in Eukaryota, Metazoa, Nematoda, Chromadorea, Rhabditida, Anisakidae.